Arachis stenosperma is the source of this 1320-nucleotide messenger RNA. RefSeq lists its product as uncharacterized. The transcript is spliced from 2 exons. NCBI's taxonomy places the organism in Eukaryota, Viridiplantae, Streptophyta, Magnoliopsida, Fabales, Fabaceae. Bases 1 to 1320 code for a protein of 439 amino acids. The record is from RefSeq and is a predicted model, not a curated record.
AUGUUAGGUUUGAUUGAGACUAAAAGACCUGUAGUGACGAAGUUUGAUGUGGCAAGUUUUUGGGGGUGUGAUAGUGCUGGGUGGGCAUAUGUUGAGGUUGACGGUGCGUCGGGUGGGUUGUUGUUAACGUGGGAUGAAACUAAUUUUAAGAUGAAUAACUGUUAUAAAGGGGAGAGAUGGCUAUGUGUGGAAGGGAUCAUGUUAAAGAAUAAUUUCAACUGUGUUUUUUUCUUGGUUUAUUGUGCUCACACUAGAGAGGAGAAACUUGUUAUGUGGGAGGAGUUGAGCUAUACUACUGGAUUAUGCCAGGUCCCUUGUUGCUUCAUGGGAGAUUUUAAUGAGAUUUUAAAUGUUGAGAAAAGAAAAUGUACUACUAGUCUAACAGCAUCUGCAGAAGACUUCAAGGAUUGGAUACAAGAUAUGCACCUGUUGGACUUACCGCUUAAUGACCGUAAGUUUACGUGGUUCAGAGGUCGUUCUUGCAGUCGGUUAGAUAGAGUUCUGGUUAGUCUGGAAUGGGCUGAGGAGUUCCCUGAGAUUCGCUUAAGAGGAGGACCAAAAGGCUUGUCAGAUCACUGUCCGUUGAUAGUGGAAGGUUCAAGGUUGGGGGAUGGACCUAGACCAUUCAGAAGCCUAGACUCAUGGUUUACACACGAAGGUUUUCUCAGAAUGGUAAAAGAGCAAUGGAGGGGAUUAGGGGAGAUACAGUUCAUAGAUAAAUUAAAGGCUUUGACGAUUCCUUUGGGAAGAUGGCACAAAGACAAUUUUGGAGACAUGGAUAACAAAAUUAUGAAAUCUGAAGAAGAGAUCAAGAAGAUAGAUGAUAUGGUAAGCAAUGGCGUAUAUGAUGGAACGGUGGAGGCAAGAAGAAAGGCGUUAGUGACUUGUUGUGAGAAAAGAAUUACACUGGAAGCAGAUGUCGCGUUCUCGUCUUGCAAAGGACAUGGACAAAAAUACAAGGAGGAGUCUCCUAUGGUGGGUUUUAGGGAUGGCCUGGUGGGUAUGAUAGCUGAAGAGGAUGCUGCGGCCUUAGAGGUGUUGCUGUCGAUUGAGGAGAUUAGAGAUGCAGUGUGGGACUGUGAUUCUUCUAGGGCUCCAAGGAGUGAUGGAUACAACAUGAAUUUUAUUAAGAAGUGUUGGGACGAGAUUGGGGCUGAGUUAACAGCAGCAGUGGGUUUCUUUCAGACUUCUAGGCUACCGACCGAUACUAAUAUAACUUGGGUUGCUUUGGCACCUAAGUUCGUUGGGGCUAUAGAGAUCAAGGACUUUCGACCAAUCAGCAUGGUGGGUUGUGUGUAUAAGGUGAUUUCUGUUGGUUAG